Molecule: messenger RNA, 1121 nt
Organism: Tachysurus vachellii
Lineage: Eukaryota; Metazoa; Chordata; Actinopteri; Siluriformes; Bagridae
Product: cysteine-rich venom protein
Exons: 9
Coding region: 16-813 (265 amino acids)
Cellular component (GO): extracellular region
Source: RefSeq, a predicted model, not a curated record
AAGCGUGUCUCGUGAAUGACACUGGCUUAUAAAAACCAACACAGAGAGCACAUACUGUACUGCAACACUAGUUCAUCUAUAAUCAGCAGAACUAAGACCUUUGACACAAUGCUUCUCUGGAGUGUGUUUGCACUCGCUCUGCUUCAUAUGAGCUCCACCUGCAGUGUGUCAGAUGAGAUCUGUACGAACCUGACCGCAGUGCAGGAGGAAAUCAUCAACAUCCACAAUACGUUUCGGAGAGAAGUCGUUCCGACCGCUAGCAACAUGCUUAAGAUGAGAUGGAGCGACGAAGUGGCCGCAACGGCUCAGACGUGGGCGGACACCUGCGCGAUGGCUCACGGCCCGCCCAGCAGCCGCAUGCUCGGAUCUUAUCAAAUGGGGGAAAACCUGUUACAAAGCUCUAAUAUAAUGUCCUGGACGGAUGUCGUGACAGCAUGGCAUAAUGAAGUGGCCAAUUACAAUUAUCCCACAGGGUCCGCCAACGGAAAGCCCAUCGGUCACUACACACAGGUGAUUUGGUUUGGCUCGUACGAGGUCGGCUGCGGCGUGGCAAAGUGCGGGAGUGCAUAUUUCUACGACUGCCAGUAUUACCGAGCAGGGAACUACAGAAGAGUGCCUCCGUACUCUUUGGGAGAACCCUGCUCGGCCUGUCCGGAUGACUGUGAUGACAAACUAUGCACCAAUCCUUGCCCUUAUGUCGACACCUUCGCCAAUUGCCCUGCCUUGAAAACAAAGGGCCCGUGCAGCGACUACAUGAAAGAAUGGUGCACGGCUCAGUGCUUCUGUCCCACCGAGAUCAUUCCUACAAACUAGAAAAAGAAGACAGGAUGCACUGCAAAUCUGUUUUCAACUCCCAGUCUGUCAUCCCUUUGUCAUUUUCUCUCAAGCAAUCAGGAUAUUUUUAUACUUUAUUUGCUGUAGUGAAUAACGUGAAUAGGACUGUACUUUCAGUGGAUUAUCACUUGUCACCCCUAAUGAGAUUAUAAGUAAAAACUUGUACACAAAGCAUUAAAAUGUGACCAAGAUUUGAUUUGAAAUUAUUUAGAAAUUCUAACUUUUAAACUUUUAAAAGUCUUCUUUGAUGAAUGGUUUCCAACAUUAAACCUAAUGCAGUUCAACAA